AUGCCAAAUUGUAACAGCAAACAGCAAAACAGCACGCUUGGCGUAUGUGCUAAUCUGCUCCACGACAUACAUAAAAGCGCGAGCUUCUGCUGUUUGCGUCUGCAAUUUGACAUUUCUAUCGGGCGAGAUAUUAUAUUUAUACAGUGGAAGCAAAAAGUAGUGAAUAGUGAAUAUCGAUACAACAUAAAGCAAAAAAUGGCAGAUAGAAAAACCAAGAGACAAUCUGGAGCGUUUUACAAAAAGAAGCGAGCAAAAAAAGCAAACGAACAGCAGCAAUUAAAAGGAGCUCUAGAAAAAUUUCUUGAAUCUGAUCAAGAAAAUUCUUCAUCAGUUUUAUUAUUUGAAAAUCCCGAAAAUGUUCCAAUAACAGCUGAUGUUGAUUUUCCUGUUCCUCAAACUGAAAACACAGUACCAGAUACGGAUGUCGAUGGAAAAAUGGAUACUGACGUAGAAGCAUCUUCAGAAAAGGAUGAAAUUCAAGAUCAAGUAAAAUACGAAGUUCUUGGAAAUGAAGAUGAUUCCAUAUCUAUGUUAGAUUUAAAUGACCCAGGUACUUGGCCUAAUAUCAUACCAAACAAAUGUAUCGAAACAUUAGUAGAAAUAGGGCCUGUUCAUAUAGAUAAUAAUUAUAAAUUUCCUGUAGAUGAAAAAACUGGUAGAAAGUUUAAUAUUUUAUAUUUUAACAAAAUUAUGGAAAACGGAGAAAAAGUUAAAAGAAAUUGGCUUGUUUAUUCUAUAAAAUUAAACCGUGUUUUCUGUUUUCCUUGUAAGUUAUUUAGCAGAGAAAACAUAAAAAUAAUUAAUGAUGGAUAUUCUGAUUGGCGGCAUUGUUCUGAAUAUUUCAAUAAACAUGAAACUGGUAUUCAACAUAUUCAAUGUGUAAAGAAGUGGUGUGAAUUAAAAUUACGACUAGAUAAAAAAUGCACAAUUGACAAGGUAGAAAAAAAUUUAUUUGACAUUGAAAAGGAGCGCUGGAGAGCUAUAAUUAAAAGAAUGAUUGCAAUUGUACAAUUUUUAGCUGGUCAAUGUCUGGCUUUUAGAGGAACAAAUUCGCAAGUAUACGAACGAAAUAAUGGUAAUUUUUUAAAGGCUGUUGAGAUGAUUGCUAAAUUCGAUUCUGUUAUGUUAGAUCACUUAAAUAAUGUUAAAAAGUCAAAAGAACUUAAAACUCAUAUGCCACAUUACUUAGGAAAUCAUUUCCAAAACGAAAUAAUACACUUAUUAGCUGGAGGUAUUAAAAAAGAAAUAAUGCGGAUUGUGCAAUCUUCUAAAUAUUUUUCUAUUAUACUUGACUGUACACCAGAUGUUAGCCAUACCGAACAAAUUACAUUUAUUGUAAGGUGUGUAAAUAUAAAUAUGUCAAAUAAAGAAGUUGACAUACACGAGUUUUUUUUGGAUUUUUAUCCUGUCACAGAUACUACUGGUGAAGGAUUGUAUAACUUCCUAUUAGAAAAAUUAUCAAAUUAUGAGUUAGAUGUUCAAAAUAUUAGAGGACAAGGUUACGACAACGGAUCCAAUAUGAGAGGUAAAAAUAUUGGCCUUCAAAAGCGCAUCUUAGACAUCAAUCCAAGAGCACUCUUUGUUCCUUGUAAUGCUCAUACUUUGAAUUUGGUCGUAAGUGAUGCAGCAAAUAGUAGCGGGCUAAUCGACGAGGUAGAGGACCAGCUUAUUAAGCUGUCCAUUAUAUGGGAAGACCUGGGGCAGAACGAUGACCCAAGAGAGUUAGCUGAGGAUAUUCAUCGCUUCCUCCUGGAUGAAGAGAUCCGUGGGUUUCGGUUUAUUGGCCAAUAUACUAUGUUGGCCAAUUAUUCCGAGGGGUUCUUGCGGGAGUGUGUGCGCGGCAGAACACCUUUCUGUCGUUAUCACAAGUGCGUACGGUCUUUUGAGCCUAUCGUGCUGAGUGGCUCGACAGAGGAAGUGGGCACUGAGUCGGUGAGUGACUCAGUAAAUGAGAGUGACUGUUCUCAGCCUCUCCCCUUUCCUGAAAAGCUGAGAGGGGUUAGUAGCGGUGAUGAACUGGAAGUUGGUGAGCCAUCGUUUAUCUCUGUCUUGUCGGGUAGCUCCCCGGAAGCUAGGGUGAGCAGAGCUGACAGGGAUGCAUCGUGGGCUCCCAAAGACAAGAGAGCACUUACGGGAAGGAAACAAUACCCGCGGAAGAAAAAUGCAGGUAAGUGCACUGCACGUAAAAGAGGUCGCCCCAAAACAUCUGGGGAUUACGUUAAUCUUGCGGCUGAAAGGGAGCGCUUAAAUGUCGCCAUGAAUGAGGCAUUAAAAUUAGAAUACGCAAAAAGAGUGCUGGACCCUUCUUUUGGUCCAACUCUAACAGCGAUGGGCCCGAGUAAUAUCCCUUCGGAUGCGGCGUUUGCGGAGGAACUCAGGGGAAUCACCGCUCUUGAGUUUCGUAGGUUAGGUGAAAGGUUCGUGUCCCAAGUUGAGAGGGUGGCUGGACUCCCUGGCCUUGGCGAGGUCAUGGCCGAGGAGCUCCGAGUCUCCUCAAGGAAGCUGGGAGACGUAAUCAGUGAGGCUGUUUCCCGAACAACCGUGGAGGCGGAUCCAAGGAUGGACUCAUUGAGGAGCGAGAACCAGGGUCGUGUCUCAGCUCUGGAACGAGAAGUGGACAGACUGACGGAGAGGAUAGGGUUCCUUAAUUCCGCAGUCCCCCAAAUCGAGGGGUUUUAUCUUGGUGAUAAAGGAGCAAAGAAGAGACCCCGCCCGCCCUCUUCGGAGGAAUCGCCGCCUGUUUCGGCAACGGUGUUGGCGAGUCCUUUGGUCGAGGAUCGACCAGUUAUGUUGUCCGAUUUGUCGUCCCUUCUGGAUCGUCGCUUUAGCGACUUGAGGGACGACAUAUCGAUCUCAGUUAUGGCCUCAAUUAGGGAUGAGGAUAACAUCGCUGAAUAA
This is a messenger RNA of Nylanderia fulva, 2898 nucleotides long. NCBI's taxonomy places the organism in Eukaryota, Metazoa, Arthropoda, Insecta, Hymenoptera, Formicidae. The record is from RefSeq and is a predicted model, not a curated record.